AUGAAGCCCCUCGACAGCCCCGACGGGGUUGACAAAUUAUGGGCGGUUAUAGAUACUCGUGGACAGGGCUAUGUGGACUUCAAUGGCCUGAGAAAGGGACUGCGGAGGAUGGACCAUCCUCUCAAAAACGCGGAUUCUAUGCUUCACCAGCUUUUCAAGACAGUCGAUACUAGCGGCGAUGGACGAAUACAAUACGGAGAAUUUCGUGAUUUCGUCUCUCGCGCCGACCAGGCGUUAUGGGAACUCUUCCAAAGCAUCGAUCGAAACCGCAAUGGAGAAAUAGACAGGACAGAAUUGAGAGAUGCAUUUGCAAAUGCAGGUAUCACGGUGUCGAGUUCCAUGCUUGAUUCGUUUCUGGCUCAAAUGGACCAAAACAACGAUGGCGUCAUUACCUAUAAUGAAUGGAGGGACUUUUUACUCUUUUUACCAACCGAAGUUACCAACUUGCGCACCGUGCUUUCAUAUUACAAGGCCACGGGAAAUCUAAACCCGGAAGGAGACGUCGACAUCAGUGAUACUCUACAGGGUUUAGGUACUGCAGUCCCGAUCCUGUCUCAUUUCUUACAUUCCUUGGAAAGCAUUGUAUAUUGUAUCUUUCAAGUUCCUCUCUCAAUAAUAUUGAACGUCGCACCAGUCAACCUGGUAGCUGUCGCAUAUGCUGAGACGUCCAAUGCUGAGCCAGCCUCCGAUCCGGAUAUGGUUGCGUUCGACGGGGACCUUGAUCAUGAGCUGGAGUGGCUUUCUGUUUCCCAACCCAUAGCCAUGUGGCUGUCAGUACGCUCUUAUGAACUGCAGUUAACCGACAUAUUCCCUCACUUAGGUUAUUUCGUCGCCGGUGGAGUCGCUGGCGCCGUCUCACGGACAGCCACUGCGCCCCUCGACCGUCUGAAAGUGUACCUUAUCGCCCAGACUGGCGUAAAGAAAGAGGCUGUCCGUACGGCUAAAAAGGGUGCUCCUUUAAGCGCUGUGGGAAAGGGACUGGGGACUUUGAUCGAGGCGACUAGGGAACUAUGGCGAGCGGGAGGAAUUCGGAGUCUCUUUGCAGGCAAUGGACUCAAUGUGGUCAAGAUCAUGCCAGAAUCAGCUAUCAAAUUUGGCGCCUACGAGGCAUCUAAACGAGCAUUUGCCCGCCUUGAAGGACAUAACGAUCCUAAGCAGAUCAAACCAACUUCGCAAUUUCUGUCUGGCGGACUUGGUGGCAUGGUGGCUCAGUGUUGCGUUUAUCCCAUCGAUACGCUCAAAUUCCGCAUGCAAUGCGAAGUUGUGCAGGGAGGCAAUCGAGGAAACAAACUCAUUGCCGAGACUGCUCGAAAAAUGUGGCAAAGCACUGGUGGCUUUGCAUUCUAUCGCGGUCUGCCCCUAGGCCUCGUUGGCAUGUUCCCAUAUGCCGCAAUCGACUUGUCGACGUUUGAGUAUCUCAAAAGGAGGUUAGUUGCCCGCAAAGCUCGGCUAGAAAAAUGCCAUGAAGAUGAUGCGCCGUUGAGCAACUUCACGACUGGAGUCAUUGGUGCUUUUAGCGGUGCUCUGGGCGCCUCUUUUGUCUAUCCACUCAAUGUCCUGCGAACGCGGCUGCAAGCACAGGGUACAGUCCUACAUCCAGCAACUUAUGAUGGCAUUAUGGAUGUGACUCGAAAGACCUACCGGACCGAGGGUUUGCGUGGAUUUUACAAAGGCAUCACUCCGAACAUGCUCAAAGUAGCACCAGCAGUUUCAAUCAGCUAUAUUGUUUACGAGAAUUCGAAGCGUUUCCUCGGGUUGAAGUAA
Molecule: messenger RNA, 1764 nt
Organism: Talaromyces atroroseus
Lineage: Eukaryota; Fungi; Ascomycota; Eurotiomycetes; Eurotiales; Trichocomaceae
Exons: 7
Coding region: 1-1764 (587 amino acids)
Biological process (GO): transmembrane transport
Molecular function (GO): calcium ion binding; ATP transmembrane transporter activity
Source: RefSeq, a predicted model, not a curated record